Penicillium taxi is the source of this 2226-nucleotide messenger RNA. Its product is annotated as putative nuclear localization protein. Gene Ontology annotation, molecular function: chromatin DNA binding. The transcript is spliced from 3 exons. Gene Ontology annotation, cellular component: nucleus. The coding region runs from base 1 to 2226 and encodes 741 amino acids. The record is from RefSeq and is a predicted model, not a curated record. Lineage: Eukaryota; Fungi; Ascomycota; Eurotiomycetes; Eurotiales; Aspergillaceae.
AUGUAUGGUACACCUCACUCCACAUCGAUGAAUGGCAUAGGAGGUGAAGUCUCCCAUGAUUUAGGCACCAUUGAUCCAGCGAACCUGAGCAACUCUGUCUCUAUGCCGGCACCAUCUCCUGUAGGAACAGGUCCCCGUGGUAUCAAGCGUAGUCGCACUCCAGAUCACAUUGGGAAUGGCCGCGUCGAAGGCGAUCAGGAUGAUGGAUCUAUCCCAGAGGACCAAGGUCGCCGUAAACGUGGUCGCCCCCCGAAGAUUCCUCGGUCAAGCUCAAAUGACCAUGCGCCAAACACCCCGACUCAAACACACAAGAUGAUUCCCCGGCAGAGUGCCGGAUCACCAUCGAUGGCAUCACCGCCCAGCAAGACUACACCGACAAAAGGCCUUGUAAAAGCACUCCCAACCGUCCGAGAUCACACCUCAGAUCAACUUAAUGAUGAGGGCGACGAAUAUAUCCCAAAGGACUUCGAUGAGGCGGGAGAAACCAAGGUGGACGCCAUGGGCUAUCUGCAGGGCACUAGGGAAUACAAGUGUCGGACGUUCCGCGUACCUCUUCGAGGCACCAAGCUCUUCAUGUUGGCAACGGAGUGUGCGAGGGUAUUGAACUAUCGGGAUUCGUACCUUUUAUUCAACAAGAACCGAUCUUUACACAAGAUAAUCGCAUCUCAAAUUGAAAAGGACGAUCUUAUUCAGCAAGAGGUACUUCCGUACUCCUACCGCUCUCGACAGAUUGCCAUCGUCUCGGCCAGAUCUAUGUUCCGGCAGUUUGGUAGUCGUGUGAUUGUCAACGGCCGCCGGGUUCGGGAUGACUACUGGGAGAGUAAGGCACGAACGCAAGGAUUUACAGAGGACGACUUGGCAGGGGAGAAGCGCCCCGGAGCGACAAAGGCUCGCGAUGGGCCUUCGAUAGAGACAACGUCCUCCAGCCUGCUACCAGCCCUUCCUCAUAACAAUGUGAUCUUUAGCAAUACUGUCGAGCCUUUGCCUCAAGGUCUUUCAUUAGAUGUGUCUGACGCCUCUCCGUCGCUUACACAACUUCCCAUGAUUCAUAUGACGACUACAGAUGACCCACGGUUGCGGGACUAUACUGGUAUGGCUAAUCAGCGCCCAGAACUGACUGGCCAACCCUACCAAGACCGUAUUCAACCCAGCUCUGCAUCAGAGCUUAUCAAUCAGGCCCAACAUGCGGCCGACUUCAAUAAGAUUCUGGGAUCCCAGCGAAAUUAUCGCCGCAAGGGACUGGAUGAAUUCUAUGCGACACCACGUGAACCCCCGGAGACCGGAGAACAGGUUGUUACUACGGCCAUCGAUUCAAAUCUGUCUAUCUCGCAGCCUAUUCAGGUUGCUCAGAUCCCACCAGCGGUCAUGGCAAACCCCCAUCCUCAACAUGUGCACCCCCAUCAAGCAGCGAUGAUGGCGGGGCAGAAUUACGCCCAGUCGCAUCAACAGGCUAUGGGACAGCCUCGAGGAAUUCCCGCUGGGAUGCGACCAGAUCUCAUGCACCAACGACCUAACCCCUCCAUGGCUGCCGGGGUUGGACAGCCUUACGGAUAUCCUCAACAUCAACAUCAACAGCAGCCGCAGGUCUGGGGUCAGCCACCACCACAACCGCAACCGCAGCCGCAACCUUCAUCCUUAUCCUCUUCGGUUCCCCAGGGUAUGCCGCAGUAUGGGCAGCAGAUGCCGCAGCAAGCACCUUCGCCUCUUCACCACGGCCAGCAGACUCAGCAAUCUCCCCGUAUACAACAUCGUCCUCAGGUCCCACAUAUGCCUCAGCACUACCAGCAAAUGCAUCCACAGGCCCAGCAAGCUGCUCAGCAACAAGCUCAGCAGCAGGCCCAACAUGCUCAGCAGCAAGCCCAACAGCAGGCUCAGCAACAGGCCCAGCAACAAGCACAACAGCAGGCUCAACAACAGGCUCAACAACAAGCUCAGCAACAAGCCCAACAACAGGCACAGCAGCAGGUCAUGGCCUCUAUGGGCUACUCUGGCAAUCCCGCGGGGUACCCUGGCAUGGCACGUGCAAUGUAUUCCUCCCAGGGUGGUCCUGGAGGCCAGGCCUUCAUGGGAGGAAACCCUCAACAAGCAGGUAUGGCGAUGGGCAUGGGUCCAGGCGGUAUGCCCGGAUGGCCUAGUGGGCCCGGUGGACCAGGUGGGCCAAUGCAGCCCGGUCAGCCCCAGCCAGGACAAUCAGGAAGCCCACUGGGCGGAUGGUCAGGCUACUAG